AAAGGGAAUGACAUUCUUCGAUAGGACAAACACGAGACUGUCAUGUCUGACAUGAUGAUGCUUUCUAGCUGAAUGCAUUGAGCAGUAAUUUGUCGAAUUGUUUCGUAAUUGUAAAUAACAAAAUGACAACGUUAACCUGUAGGUUUAUAAGACUUGGCGAUUCUUUACUAAAAGCAGCGCCAGUAAUCAUCUGUCGUGCUGGAGCUCAACUUCAGAGCAGAGCUCCUGUCGUUCAGUGUGUAAGGACACAUAACACAGACACCUGGUGGGAUGAGCACCUCACAGAAGAUAAUGCAUCCUUUCUAAAAAAGACAUUUGGGGAGGAAUACAAACAGCAGAUUACGGACAAACUUAACCCGCUCAAGGACGAACCCUGGCCCAGACAUGAAUGGGCAGAAGGGAGUCGGAGAGUUGGCCUUGUGGCAGUCAAACUUGGAAUGCUGCCUGUCUGGACCAAAUCUGGAGAGAGGCACGUGGUCACUAUGCUGCAGGUGCAGGAUUGUCAUGUGGUUAAACACCUGUCCAAAGAAGAGUUCGAUGGACGCACCGCAGCUCUGAUUGUUGGAGGAAAGAACGUCUCUCCAUUUCAUAGGACGGAGGGAUAUUUAGAAAUUUUCCGGAAUGCAGGAGUUCCACCCAAGCAGAAGCUCACCACGUUUUGUGUGACGGACAACGCUAUCAUCAAACCAGGAACUCCUCUCUAUGCGGCUCACUUCCGCCCAGGCCAGUAUGUGGACAUAACAGCCAAAACUAUUGGAAAGGGCUUUCAGGGUGUGAUGAAGCGCUGGGGGUUCAAAGGUCAACCAGCUUCCCACGGACAAACUAAGACGCACAGGAGGCCAGGCUCCCUGGGACCCGGAGGGGACCCAGCCAAAGUUUUCAAAGGAAAGAAAAUGCCUGGCAGGAUGGGAAACAUUUACGACACAACUCAUGGCUUAAAGGUGUGGAGAGUGAACACCAAAUAUAACGUCCUGUAUGUCAACGGAUCUGUACCAGGCCACCGCAACUGCAUGGUUAAGGUGAGGGACUCAACUCUGCCAAAUCGGUUGGAGAAGAACAAGAGCCCACCAUUUCCCACCUUCUUCGUUGAUGGAGAUGAGGAGCUCCCUGAAGAUCUCUUCCAUGACGAUAUUUUCCAAUUUGGGGAGCCCAUCCCUGAAUGAGGUCGCAACCCUUAAAACUGUUCCUGCUACACUGCUCGAAAAGGCAGGAGGGAUCUUUUGACCCUUGAAAUGGCUGGCUGUAUUUCAUCCAGUGGCUUCAGUGCAGCUGGGAUGCUUGGAACGUGACAGAUGUACAAAGGAACUCGAAAAGUGAAACAAGAACAUUUUCAUGUAAUCCUGAGUAGGGCCUUAUACUUCUGUGUAGUAAAACACGGUGUUAAAUCAUUUGUGUACUUAAAGAAUAAAACCCAUUUGUUAUAA
Messenger RNA from Triplophysa dalaica, 1424 nucleotides. RefSeq names its product mitochondrial ribosomal protein L3 (gene mrpl3). Bases 123 to 1163 code for a protein of 346 amino acids. Gene Ontology annotation, biological process: translation. The record is from RefSeq and is a predicted model, not a curated record. Gene Ontology annotation, molecular function: structural constituent of ribosome. Gene Ontology annotation, cellular component: ribosome; mitochondrial large ribosomal subunit. The transcript has 10 exons. Lineage: Eukaryota; Metazoa; Chordata; Actinopteri; Cypriniformes; Nemacheilidae.